This is a messenger RNA of Linum tenue, 1307 nucleotides long. NCBI's taxonomy places the organism in Eukaryota, Viridiplantae, Streptophyta, Magnoliopsida, Malpighiales, Linaceae. The record is from the annotation of a GenBank genome assembly.
AUGGUCAGGUGGCACAUGGCGAAAGUUGGGAGGUCGCGACGUAGGUCUUCUUACAGACAGUGCAGGAUGGCUCCCUACCAUUUGCGGACUUGUGGCAGUCAAAUUGAAGAGCAAUGCUGCCCGAAAGGCUCCGGAGGAUUAUUAGAUAAGAAAGAUUGGGAAGAUGUGACUUGCUCUGUUUGCAUGGAAUGCCCACAUAAUGCCGUCCUGUUGCUUUGCUCCUCUCAUGACAAGGGUUGUCGUCCCUAUAUGUGUGGGACUAGCUUCCGUUACUCCAAUUGUCUUGACCAAUACAAGAAAGCAUAUGCGAAUAGGGAUGUCGAGCAGUGUGAGAUCUCGGAGCUUGCAUGUCCUCUUUGUAGGGGCCAAGUAAAAGGGUGGACUGUGGUGGAGCCUGCCCGUGAAUAUCUGAACUCCAAGGAAAGAAGCUGUAUGCAAGAUGAUUGUUCAUUUGUUGGCACUUACAAGGAAUUGAGGAAGCACAUGAAGGGAGUUCACCCUUGUGCAACACCACGUGGGGUAGACCCUCUGUUGGAGCAGAAGUGGGGAAGGUUGGAGAGGGAGCGAGAGCGUGAUGAUGUUCUCAGCACGAUAAGAUCUACAAUGCCUGGGUCAUUGGUUUUUGGGGAUUACGUGAUUGAGAGAAACCAUGGUGACUUUGAUUCAGAUGAUGAUGAAGAUAUGGGGUUCAGCAUCGAGGCUGCAAACAGGAGGGAAGGAGGAGGAUUUGUGGGUUUUGAUCGGAAUCUGGCGAAUGUUUUUAUGCUGCUGCAUGCCUUUGGAUCAGCAUCAGGUUCCCACCACCAGUCAGAAGGAGCCGGUGGUGGCAUGCGACACCCUUCUCCAGUUGGUGGAUUGGCUUCCUUUGAUGAAGACAUUGACCAUCAUCACACCUAUGAUUGGACUGCAGACGGCAACAAUGAUGACAGUGGAGGUGAAACCUCACUUGCUUCUCGCCUCCGUGGUCAGGGGCAACUGCUUUUUAACAGUUCAGGUAGACGACGUAGGCGUAGAGACUUGGACGGAGGUGGCAGUUGACAAGCCGUAACAUGCCAGCAGUCAGGGGGAUUAGGUGACCUCGAAGUUGUGAUGAUUGUGUAUUUUAGCAUGUGCAUUUGUACAAUUCUUUUACAUUUAGAGCAGUCGGCCAUGGAGAAUGGCUGGAUAAAACUACUGAUUAUCUGCUGCCUUUACUUUAUCUGUAAUUUGGCUGUUCAUAUGGUAAGAACCGAAGCUGAGCUUCCUGAUCAGCACAACAGUUAGCUGUUGUUCCUAAUCGUACACUUACAGAUGUUGGUCAUUGGGAU